AUGCCCAUUGCUACCAAUUCGCGGACGAGGUUCAAGAAGCUAUCGUACAAAGCGUCGGUCAUCGUUCAUCGUGGCAACCUUCAACAGUCUGCCCACAAUGUCGACAUCGAGGGUAUCGAGGAGAACGAGGCUCCCAACUUAGGAGUUGAUCUCUCCGAGGUCACCGAACACCACCUGCAAGCAGCGCUCUCGUCCACGCAGCUAGCAGCAGAAGGAGACAAGGUUAUCUCGGCCAAGCCAGCAUACCACAUCCCGACACCGGAGAGCAAGCAAGUGCUCCAGACCAAGGAGUACGCUCGUCUCUAUCCACCUGGCACAUACCAAGAUCCCAUCUCCUAUGUCCGCUCGUCAAGCACGCUCGAGGAUGCCAUCAAAGGUCCCUCGUACAACCUCGACGAGGACGACAAUGAGUGGCUGCAGAGACACAAUGCUGCAGCGCAAGAAGCAGAGGUGGCCGCAGCACAAGCACGUAAAAAUCACAAAGCAUCGCAGCAAGUCCCGGUGACCACUACCAUCACCGAGGACGAACUCGAGAUGGUACUCACCGUCUUUGAGCAAUACACUAACGACAAGGUGCCCUUCGCACACCUCGACCCGGCAAAGAAUCUCCCGUCCCUCGACGAUCUGCUCGGAGCCUUCGACCCCAAGUCCUUCCUCUCAGCGCAAGCCUUGCCAGAGCUGCCCACACUACCGUGGGAGACAGACGAUGCGGCCGCGUCUUCUUCAUCGCUCAAGUGGUCGAAGCUCAACCCGUGGCACAACCUGGCAGCGCUCAAGCCCAUUGCUUCUCUCGUCUACCCAUGGUGGAAGGAGAGGCGUGAAGACACGAGCGGCAAGGCCAUCGUCCCACUCCUCAACUUCGACGAAUCUAACGACUCAGAUCCGUACGUCUGCUUUCGACGACGAGAAGUCAAGCUCACCCGCAAGACUCGUAAGACGGAUGUGCUCCACCUCGAGAAGCUCAUCCGCCUCAAGUCAGAGAUGGACCGUGCUACUGCCAUGCUCGAAGGUCUCGCACAGCGCGAGAAGACGAAGCGAGCGAGCGUCGCACAAGAUCGAGCCUGGUUCGAGACGGUCAAGGAUCUGCAAGAGCUCAAGCGCUCAUGGGGCAUUGUGGGGCCCAACUCCGGGCAAGAAGACGAGGAGAUCAUCUCUGGCGAGCGCAGAGAGGAGGCAGGCUAUGGCGUUGCUGCAGUGCCGCGCAAGAAGAAGAGAGGCGAGGAGUCUACCACCGUCUCGCUACCUUCAGCCGCCAAGCUUGCAGCAAAGAAGGCAAGAACGAGCGUCGAGCCCUCAGCAGCCGCCAAUGCCUCCGCCAAUGCUGCCAACGUCACAGCCACACCCGCAGCCGCCACGACACAAUCUCUCGGCCAAGCGAUCAUGGAGCGGGCUUCGGCCGUUCAAGCCUACAUCGAGCGAGAAUGCAUGCGCAAAGCAGAGACGGAUGUCGGCUGGGAAGAGAACAGCGAUACUGCCUAUCAACCCGUCCCAGCACCGCUCAACCUUCGCAGCUUUCGCCCUGUCCAGGCAGAUUCAUCAGAUACGCCCUCUACCAACGGCCUGCGCGCUGGGCGUCCCCCGUCCUUUCGACGUCGCAUGGGUAGAGGCGGGCGUGUCUUUCUCGAUCGCAGAUUGCUGGCUCCAAGCCCGGUCCCGGCUAGCUUGGCUGAUUGGCCGAAGCACCAAAGCGGUGUGAGGCGGCAUGAAGAGAGGGAGGAGCAGCGCCCAGAGCGUACGCCGUUGCCAUCGUACUUGCAGCAGGGCAGGACAGCGCAGCAAAAGGCGGAUGCUCUCAGUGGGCCAUUCGCUUACGCCUCGAACCUCAGGCCAAGCCUGCUGAACGAUACUUCCGCCAGCAGCAACGCAUCGUCGAACAGGAGCUUCAUGCCUAUGGGCGCCUCUGCGGAUCACUCGACCGACUCCGAGUCUGUGGCCUCGUCCACUGCUUCUUCGUCUUCAAGUUCCUCCGCGGCGUCCUCAGCCAGCACCAUUCCUACCGAGGCCGAGGACAUGGACGAGACGAUGCGUACUACGACCAAAGGCGGCGAGCAUGGCACCAACGAACGCACAGACCAGCACGAAUCUCAGCGUCACGACGACGACUCCGACUCGGACAGCUCUGAUGACGAGGAGGAUGAAGCUGAAGUCGAAGAGCGUCUUCGUGCCUUUCGGGAGCGCUGGCGGUACGACGACGAGUCUGGUCGCUGGGCAGGGCUGGGGCUCUGCGGUCUGGGCGGCAUGGAGGACGAUCAAGAGGCUGUGCUAGACGACUUUGACCAGCGCUUCAUGCGAUAUCGCAUUGGCUUGCUGGAGCAAGAGGACCUCCUCAAGCUGUCGACGGACUGGACGCACAUCAUGCAGGCGCAAGCUGCGCUUGACUGCCCGCCGCCGACGCCGCAGUUCCAGGUCAUUGGGCCGACAAUGGCUGGCCAAGCACAAGCAGCGGCGGCAGCAGCUGCUCGAGUCAACGGAGGUGGCGAUGCACAAGCGCAAGCUCAGGCGCAGGCACACGCUCAGGCUCAGGCACAAGCCCACGCUGCAGCGCAAGCCCAAGCAGCAGCACAAGCGCAUCAAUUCCGCAAGCAACAAGCAGCAGCCAUCGCAGCCGCCGUGGCCGCUGGCAACAACCCCGCUGCGGCUCUCGGCGCACCGAGCGUCCCUUCACCACUCGGCGCUGUCCCUCCGACCAACCAGAGCUCCACAGGCGCAGUAGCCGCCCGAGCAGCACAGACCAAUGUGGGCGGGCCUCUCACCACGCUCCAGCAACAGCAUCAGCUUCAUCAGGCGCAAGUCCAGCUCGCUCUUCAGCAACAGCAGCAGCGUAACGCUCAGGUGCAGGCGGCGGCUGCAGCUGCUAGGGCCAAGCUGAUGGCCGCAGCCGCUGCAGGUGGGCAAGGUCAGCAGGGCCAGCAGGGAGGAAACAACUACAACGCCAUGGCUAACGCUGCGGCUGCGGCUGCGGCUCAGCUCAAUCACGCCGGUGGGCAAGCCUCUUCGCCCCCGCAACAACAGCGCUUCCCUGCCAACGGUGCUGGUACGCGCCCCUCGUCAUCACCCGUCCCGCCGCAAGGUUCUUCGCCCAUGAUGGGCCACGCGCAACAGCCGUCGCGCUCCCCCUCGAUCGGGGGUGUCUCUGGCCCUCAUGCCAAUGGUCAGCAGCAGCAGCAGCAGCGCAUGGCGUGGCAGCAGGCAAAUGGUUCCAACGGCCAGCAACAACAACAGCAGCAGCAGCCGAAUCUCAUCCACCUGCAACAGCAACUCGUCGCAAUGCAAGCCGCCCAAGCUCAAGCGCAGGCACAGGCCGCGGCGGCUGCACUUGCCCAGAACAACAACGGCGGCGGGCAGCAAGCCAACGGACAGAAUGGAGUCCAGGCUAAUGCCGGGGCAGGUAACGGGAACGGUCCCUCCCCAGCGCAGCUGAUGGCGAUGAAGGCUGCCUUGGCGCAGAGCAUGAGUCAGAAUGGCGGCAAUGCGGCAAUGCAGCUGAAGUUGCCACCGGGGAGGGUGGCGCAGGCUCAGCAGCAGCACCAGAGUGGCGGUGGCGCUGCUGGAGGGAAUGGAGGACAGGGUAGCUAG
Molecule: messenger RNA, 3576 nt
Organism: Jaminaea rosea
Lineage: Eukaryota; Fungi; Basidiomycota; Exobasidiomycetes; Microstromatales
Exons: 4
Coding region: 1-3576 (1191 amino acids)
Biological process (GO): regulation of transcription by RNA polymerase II
Cellular component (GO): piccolo histone acetyltransferase complex
Source: RefSeq, a predicted model, not a curated record